Molecule: messenger RNA, 2259 nt
Organism: Grosmannia clavigera kw1407
Lineage: Eukaryota; Fungi; Ascomycota; Sordariomycetes; Ophiostomatales; Ophiostomataceae
Product: pdcd2 domain protein
Exons: 2
Coding region: 1-2259 (752 amino acids)
Biological process (GO): maturation of SSU-rRNA; multivesicular body sorting pathway
Cellular component (GO): cytoplasm; ESCRT II complex
Source: RefSeq, a predicted model, not a curated record
AUGGCACCCUACGACAGCGAUUCGGACGAUGAGGAGAACGAGACGCAGCUGAGCUACACAGAAACGGAAGUGCUUCUCGGCUAUGGAGAGCCAGACAAGGGCGAAGCUGCGGAUGGCAACGAGACAGUGAGCCGACUGGGGGGACGACCGAACUGGCUGGUGGCAGAACAGGCGCCGUCGGCGGCGCUAGCACGGUGCGGCGUGUGCAAGGCGUUGAUGGUGCUGCUGCUACAGCUGAACGGUGAGCUGCCGGACCGGUUCCCAGGCCACGAGCGACGGUUGUACGUAUUUGCAUGCCGGAACAAAGGCUGCCGACGCAAGGCUGGGAGCAUCCGGGCGAUACGGGGCGUGCGGAUGGAUGUGGCAGCAGCGGUGGCAGAGGCAGCGGCAGCAGCACGAAAGAAGAAGGAGAAGGAGGAGAGGGAGGCACGAGAGGCAAAGGAGGCCAAGCAGACGGCACCGGUGUUGGGCGAGGCGCUCUUUGGAGUGAAGAACCCGUUUGCAGCUGGAGGCAGCAAUCUUGGUGGUGGUGGCAGCAAUCCAUUUGGCGGCAAUCCGUUCUCGCUGGGCGGAGCUUCGGCAAACGGCAGCAAGAACCCCUUCAGCAUGGGCAGUCCGGCGGUGGCGAAAGAGGCAGCAGCGGAAGCGAAGGAAGCGAAGGAGACAGAAGAGGCCAAAGAGGUCAAGGACCUGCCACGGACGUUUGCAGAGACGCUGUCGCUGAACAACAAGGAGGCUGCAGCGCCGACAGCAGCACCGGUGAUCGAGCCGUGGCCGGCUGUCGAGACAUGGCCGGUGACAUACCCGGUCAGCUGGAUUGCGGAGGCCGAAUAUGAGACGCUGGAUCCGACGCCGGCAAUGCCGGAGCAGGCGGUGCAGAUGGAGGUGGAUGACGGCAGCGGCGGGGGAGGCAGCAGCGGAAAGGAGGACAAGUAUGUGUUUGAGUCGAGCAUGGACGCGGCCUUCCAGCGGUUUGCCGACCGGGUCAGCCAGAACCCGGAGCAGGUGAUUCGGUACGAGUUUGCGGGCCAGCCGUUGCUGUACAGCAAGGACGACACGGUGGCCGGGCUGUGGCAGACACAGCAGCAGGCAGGCGUCGGUGUGACGACGAUGGCGGCCGGCCCGCCGCGGUGCACAGCAUGCGGAGGGCGGCGGGUGUUUGAGGUGCAGCUGAUGCCUCAUGCCAUCGCGCUGCUGGAGGCGGACGAGAUGGGACUGGAGGGCAUGGACUGGGGCACGGUGAUGGUGGCUGUGUGCGAGCAGGACUGCCAGGGGCGCGGCAGAGUGGCCGACAAAGAGGCGACAUAUCUGGAGGAGUGGGUGGGCGUGCAAUGGGAGGAUUUGCAGGCGAAGCGCCGAAGCCCCACACAGUAUUUUUACACAGUACACACCGUCACGACGUCCAGCAUUGCCCCUCACAAGAAGCUCGCCAACAUCGCCAUCGGUUGCACGCAUGAACAGACGCCCGCACGGGCACCUGACGAACCGACACUCCGGCAGGACGACGGCGCCAUGGCACAGGCGGGCCAGCAGGCAUCCGGCACCGGCGAGUCAUCAACAGCAGUAGCAGAUCCUGCGACGCCGGCCAGCUUUGCCUUUCCGCACUAUUACUACUUUCCGCCCAUGUUCACGCUGCAGCCGAACCUGGCGACGCGUCGCGCCCAGAUGGACAAGUGGACGGCCCUCGUGCUGGCCUACUGCCGGCACUACCGCAUCUUCCGGCUGGUACUAGGCGAGCCGCCCGGUGCAGAGACCAAGACAAGAGAGACGAGCAGAGGGCCUGUCCGCAUCGACACGGGCGGCAUGGACGACGACGACGACACCCCCCGCAGCGUGCCGUACUACGCGCCCGACCUGUUCCGCAAUCGGCAGAUCGACCGGGCGCUCACGAUGGCGGCCACACGCGAAGUCCUCGAGGCCAUGCGCCAGGAAGGCCGUGCCGAGUGGGUGGGUGCCGGCGAGAAUGGCAGCAGCCCGGGACCUUUGGCAGCCGAUGCUGCCGCGACCGCUGCUGCUGCCUACAUCUACUGGAAGACGGCCGAGGAAUGGGCUGCGCUCGUGGACGCCUGGAUCGACGACACCGCACAGCGCGGCAGCGUGCUCACGCUCUACGAACUCACGGCUGGCGACGCCACGCGCGGCUCCGAGCUGCACGGACUCGACCCUGUCGUCCUGCAGCGCGCCCUCGCCGUUCUCGUCAAGCGCGGCCGCGCACAGGUCUUUGGGGCUGCUGGCUCGCUGGGAGUGAAGUUUUUUUAG